Phyllostomus discolor (pale spear-nosed bat) is the source of this 2518-nucleotide messenger RNA. RefSeq names its product CD8a molecule (gene CD8A). Bases 525 to 1244 code for a protein of 239 amino acids. Lineage: Eukaryota; Metazoa; Chordata; Mammalia; Chiroptera; Phyllostomidae. The transcript has 6 exons. The record is from RefSeq and is a predicted model, not a curated record.
ACCGCAGUCCCUCCUGGGUGAACCCCAGACUCUGGCCGAGUUCUUGAGAAGUGGGCAAGUCAUUAGCGCCUCUUCCUUCUCGGCCCGCAGUACCCAUUUUGCAAAGCCUCGUGGUAACAGUGCCAGAGACACUGCGAGUGAGCGCAAAGGAAGUGGACACUCCUCUCUGCCUUCCUGCUCACUCUUGCCCUCAUUUCUCGAGGUGUCUAAUCUCUCAUUAUCUUCUGGCACUCCCACAAGAAUGCCGCGUCGAACUUCUCAACUGCCCCGGACACCCGCAGGGGGUGAGCCUAGACGGCUCCCACCUGCGGGCCCAGCCCCCUCGCUGGGCUGGAAGGUGACAACCGCGAAAGGAGGGCGAGUAGCUCCUCGGCGGAGCUUCGGGUGACAUCACAUCCUCCCAACGGGAAAUCAGGCUCGCGGCCGUCCGAAGGACUCAACUUCCCCGCUCGGCGUCGCGCCGCCUCCUGCGCGCCUCCAGCGGGCGUCUGAGCGGGCGCCGAGCCGCGCUGCGGGAGCGCGCCAUGACCUCGCGGGCGACACGGGUGGCCCUGCCGCUGGCCCUGAUGCUCCACGCCGCAGCGGUGCUGGUCCUCGGGGGGAACGAGUUCCGGCUGACGCCGCGCCAGGUGACCGCGACCGUGGGCAAGCAGGUGGACCUGCGCUGCGAGGUGAUGGUGAGCAAGUCGUCGGGCUGCACGUGGCUCUACCAGCGGCGGGAAGCUGCCGCCAGCCCUGUCUUCCUAAUGUACUUGUCCAGUACCCGGAGCAAGAUAGCCGACGGGCUGGACUCCAGGCGCAUCUCGGGCCAAAGGGUCCAGAGCGACAUCUACACCCUCACGCUGCACAGCUUCAGAGAAGAGGAGGAAGGCUACUACUUCUGCUCGGUCGUGGCCAACUCGAUCGUGUACUUCAGCCCCUUCGUGCCCGUCUUCCUGCCAGCGAAGCCCACGACGCCGGUACCACGGCCACCCACGCCAACGCCCCCCAAAGUGUCGCAGCCGGUGUCCCGGCGCCCAGAGACUUGCCGGCCACCGGCCAGCAGCACAGUGGAAACGAAAGGGAAACACUUCGCCUGUGUUAUCUACAUAUGGGCUCCACUGGCUGGCCUCUGCGCGGUCCUUCUUCUGUCCCUGGUCAUCACCGCCACCUGCAGCUACAGAAACCGAAGACGCGUUUGCAAAUGUCCCAGGCCCCUGGUCAGACCAACAGGCAAGCCCAGCCCUUCAGAGAGAUACGUCUAAUAUGGCGACGGGCCCUGCACAACAGCCACUACAAGACUUCAAACUGAGAACUCUCCUCACAAGGAGGGCAACAGUCCUUCCCUUCUGGUUUUUUUCAGCCUUCCUUCUUUAUGUAUUCAUUUUCAUUAUUAUUACUUUUUGUUGGGUGGGGGGUGGAGGGGUUACUCUUUCUUUGUCUUUAAUUGACACAGAACAAAACCAUAUGUCUACAGUACACCAUCGGGCACAUGUAUCAGGGGAAGGGACAGGCUGUGUUCUCAGAGCUAGGCCGUUAGAGCUGGUGGGGGCCUCACAACCACCUGGUCCACACCUCGUCCCUGGCCAUCUCACAGAGGAGGAGGCUGAAGUCCAGGGGAGCUCGAUCAGAGUCACAGCAGGGCUGGGGGGGCCCCUCCUCCACACCACUCAGAUCUCUCUUCUGGAGGCGUCUGUCCCCGCGUGGGGUUCUGUGCCUCAAACCACAAAGGAACCAGUCAUUUCUUGAGCGCCUGCGAUGGACCCAUUACUGCACCCAGAACCGUGAGAAGGUAAUGAAAUAAAAGAACCUCUGCCUUUCACAGAGUUCCGUAAUGUAGUCGAACAGUAGCAGAAUUUUUUAUAAGAAAGCCUGAAAUUGUAUAGACAGACAGUAGGAAUUCCUCAAAUUAAAGUGAACUGAAGUCUGGAAAAUGAAUACCUCAAUCUUUAAAGAAAACCUCUCUGACAUCCCUAAGUGGAGGUGAAAUUGUUCUCCCAGUCCUUCAUUGCAGAGGGACCCACGAAAGAGGAGAGACCAUCCUUUUACAAAUAUGAUUGGAGCGUUGAUAAAGUUGAAUGGAGAUCUUUUUGGAUCUCAAAACUUCAGAUGCCAUAUUUGAACAUGCUCCUGGGACCACUGAUGACUUUUUAGUUUGUAAAGGCAGAAUUGUCAGAGAGCUGCCAGCACCGCUCUGGCCUCCUCUCAGUCAGGUGGGGAUGUGGCAGAUCAGACUCUGCCCUGGUGAGGAGGGGCGGAGUCUGUUUGCCUGAAGGGUUGCUCCCCACACGCACCCCCUCCCCUAUGGUGGUGUACUAGAAAUGUGUUCUCACUGGAAGAAAAACAUUUAACUAGAUAAGGAAAUAAGAAUCAUCUGUAAUUCUUUGCCCCCAGUAUAACCCACUGUUAAUAUUAUGGUAUACAUCUUCAGAUUAUUUUCUAUGCAUAUAUGUAAAAUAUAUUCUUUGUUUUUUCAAUGGAAUUGCAUUAUGCUUUUUAUAAGUGGCUUUAAUAAACAAACAUUUGCAGCAUACUUUUU